AUGCCGUGUUCAAACCCUGCGAAGUUUGCCAUCUCGAUCACAUUGCUGACGCCUGGCCUCCCGAUCCCCUACUCGGCACCCAAGUCCACAGACGAUAAUCCGUAUCCCAAGCCCCAGUACGUCGGAGGUCACUCCAACGUGCCUUCGGAGCGGAACAAGGGCUCGUGGAACGUGAACCCGUACAUUCCCAUGACGAACUCGGAAAACGAGACUAUUGCUGCUUACAUCUAUUUCGAUGGCAGGUCAAAGGAAGAGGUGGCCACACUUCUCCGACCUGGCGAAGAGACAUGGGUGAACAGUCGAUGGGUUCAAGUCCCUGAUGUCGAAGGCGGCGGGCUGGCAGAGCGAGAGUUCUUGUUUCGUGAGGUUGGAUUGGAACGCUGGUUGAAUGGCCUAGAUUUAAAGGGCCACGAUGCUGCAGAGAAGCUUGAACGACGUCGACAAAGGUUUGAAAGGCGCCGUCGACGACAAGGAGCUACCAUUGAACCCAUAGCAGCGAAAUCAGGAGAUGGCGGCAGAGGGUCCCGAGACGCCUUCAGGUACGGCGCCGAUGCAGGGUCUCCCGUCGAGGCUGUUCUGGACGACAUGAGCUCCGAUUCUCUUUCCGAUGACGACGAACCCCCCGAGGCAACUGGGCAGAUCAAGGUCCUCAUGUUCCGAGUGCUUGCCUCUGGUGAGAUCAAAAAGGGGGAAUACUCUCCGCAAUUCGAUGCCCAUGAUGAUGAUGACGAGGCGGAAUCGGCAACCAAAGACAAGAGCAACGGCGGCGGAGGGAUGGAUGCCGACGUCGAGCACACGACGAGCUUCGCCAAGCCUAAGACUCUCGAUCCUAAGACGAUCAAAACGACCUCCGGCUUAAAGGUUACGCCUGAGGAUGGCCAAUAUUCGGGUGAACUUGCUGACGGCGUGAACCGUAUACGUCUCAAGCGAGCCCUGUCUGCGGAUCCGGGCUCUGUGGCCACUGAUAACGACACCACAAACGCGGGUGGUGACUCCGCCAUGCAAGCUUCAAUUGCUCCGCAGGCGGCCAGUCUGACGUCGGAAUCAGCAGCGGUUCUUGAGCCGACGCUACCGAACUCUGUCUUCGGCAGCCCUAUGAAGAAGCAGCGUCCGAGUAUUCGGGGUCCAGGUGAUCAGGUUCCGCCUCUCGGCCUGGCUGCGUCCCUGUUGGAUGACAGUGUUGCACAGUCUACCAUGCCAUCUCAGCCGAACAACAAGAGAGAGGAGGUAGAGGAAGACUUGUGA
Messenger RNA from Verticillium alfalfae VaMs.102, 1245 nucleotides. RefSeq lists its product as hypothetical. Bases 1 to 1245 code for a protein of 414 amino acids. Lineage: Eukaryota; Fungi; Ascomycota; Sordariomycetes; Glomerellales; Plectosphaerellaceae. The transcript is spliced from 4 exons. The record is from RefSeq and is a predicted model, not a curated record.